Messenger RNA from Haliotis rubra (blacklip abalone), 1928 nucleotides. Its product is annotated as msx2-interacting protein-like. NCBI's taxonomy places the organism in Eukaryota, Metazoa, Mollusca, Gastropoda, Lepetellida, Haliotidae. The transcript has 3 exons. Bases 32 to 1909 code for a protein of 625 amino acids. The record is from RefSeq and is a predicted model, not a curated record.
GCGCGAAAUCAAAAUCCGGAAGUGGAUAACGAUGUCAGACAGAUUUCAGUUUCCACGUCGAUAUGCAAAAAGAGAAACUGUUAAAAGACCUUUCCAGAUAGUCAAGACAUGGUUGACACCAAAUGUGGGAGACUCCAACCCUGGCACAUCAGAUGCUGACAGUACAAUACAGCAUGAAUUCCAGGAAUCCUCCAGCCCAGAUGGUGGGGACAUUGAGUUCACAGCAGCUUCCAAACCAGCUGAUGCCCCUGUCGACCCUACUCUUGCAGAGACAGCAGAGAGCCAGGAAGGUCAACAGAAAGACAUUGAAGCUGAACCUGGACCAACUGUUGAAGAGGCAGAGCCACCCCUCAUCCAGGAGCCACCACCUGGAGCCAGCCAAGUGGAGCCUCACCAUGAUGUUCCCCCAGAGGAAACAGAACCAGAACAAGAAGACCCUCUGCAAGUGUGCACCGAGGACCACCAGGACUCUGAUCAUGAUGUUGAAAUGCCUUGCAUCCAAGAUGCCCUCAUGUUGGAACUCCAGUCACCUGAGGAGACUGUAGAAGCAACAAAUCCCAAAAGCUGUACUGAACCAGGGUUGAAGGAUGUGGAGCCUGAUGAUGCACUAGGCAAUGUUGAUCGAUGGACUGUGAAGAAUUGGACAGAUGUUGGAAAUCCUGAAACUCAGGAUCAAGGCUCAGAAGAAGUACCAAUAUCGGAACAGGUGGUGGAAGCAACAAGGCCUCACACCAUCAGUGAUGUGCACCAUGAUGUUCCAGUCUCAGAACAGAUGCCAGACAUUACGGCAUCGUCCUCUGAGGAAACUGCUGAUCCAGCAAGCUCUAGUGUCAACGUUAGCGAGCAAGAAAAAUCUGAAUCUCUAUCAUCAGAAAUUGUAAAUGAAAACAGGGCUACAGAAUUGUCUUCCAAAAACGGGAAGAGUACCCCAAUCCAAAGUUCACCGACAAAGGAAUUCUCAAUUCGUCUUGACAGAAUUGAAGUUGAAAAAUACUUGUCGUCAAGUAAUGGAAAGGGAAGUAGAGAGACCAAGACUGACAGAGGUUCAGCCUCACAAGAAACAUCCAAGACAUCAAAAAAGAUUAUUGGGUAUAAAGAAGAUAAUGCAUCAACAUCUGAUGAUGAAGAUGAUGAAGACAGGAUAACAUCAAGUACACAUGUGGAGAAAACACCGAGGGAGAAAAGCCACCUGCAGUCAAAAGCAUCAGAGAAGAAAAGUGCAACAAAGUCGCGUCCAAAAUCAACAACAGUAUUGCCUGAGGAGGAUGUUCCUGGUUCUGAAGAUACCAUGGAUUCUGAAACAAGUUUCCAACCAGUGGAUGAUGUGACAACCUCACACAAAAAUGUUGGAAAGGAACACACAGGAAAAGUAAGUAAAUUAAGUCCAUUGAUAAAAUCAGCAUCUGUACGAAACAAGAAGAAUCAAGCACGAACAGAAAGGGAUACCAGUUCGCUUGAGUCAGAUUCCUUCAACAAAGAUGCAUCCCCAGUGACGAAGAAAAGAGCUGCAGUUGAAGUCUCCAAACCUAAAUCAGCCAAACAAAGGAAGAAAAGCCCCAAAUCUGAAUCUUCGCCACAAUCAAAAGCAACAGUAUUGUCUAAUCAACAAAAGCUAAAGAGAAGUGCAAAAGGCCGUACUCUAUCACCAGAUGUUGAGUUUUCAACAUCAGAUUCAGGAUCCGGUAAAGUGAAACCACACAGAAAUACACCACUUCGUAAAACUUCGCCUAAGAUGAUCAAACCACAUGAAGAUUCAAGUUCUGAAAUUAGUCAAGAGUCAGAAGUGGAUGAAUCAUAUAGACGCGCAAACUCUAGUAAAGCAAGAUCAAGAUUUACGGAAAGCAUGCCCAUAUUGGAAGAGGCUGUAUCAAACAGACGUUCACAUAGUCAGCGUAAUCAAGGAUGCUAAGUUGGAUACAGAAGAAGAC